Gongylonema pulchrum is the source of this 306-nucleotide messenger RNA. NCBI's taxonomy places the organism in Eukaryota, Metazoa, Nematoda, Chromadorea, Rhabditida, Gongylonematidae. The record is from the annotation of a GenBank genome assembly.
GAAUUUCAUGUGCAAACUGAUGAUGCAUAUUUGCAGAGCAAGGAUAAGAAAGUGACCGAUUUGAUCAGUUUCUAUUCACUACCAUCAUCAGUGAUGCAUCACCCAUUGUAUAAGUCAAUUCAGGCUGCGUAUUCAUUCUACAAUGUUGCCACAUCGAUUCCUCUUAAACAGCUCAUGAACGAUGCCUUGAUUAUUGCUCGAAAUGAGCUGAAAUUUGGCAUCGGUGACGGCAAUUUGCAAUAUUACCUAUAUAAUUGGAAGUGUCCGGAUAUCGCGCCAGAAAAAAUUGCCCUUGUGUUGCAAUAG